Suillus discolor is the source of this 652-nucleotide messenger RNA. RefSeq lists its product as uncharacterized. The transcript has 4 exons. Bases 171 to 545 code for a protein of 124 amino acids. The record is from RefSeq and is a predicted model, not a curated record. NCBI's taxonomy places the organism in Eukaryota, Fungi, Basidiomycota, Agaricomycetes, Boletales, Suillaceae.
CAACAACGCCCAAGGCGCAGUUUCUUCGCGUGGAACACAAGCCCGCAACAGUCUCUGCUGGAAGAGAACAACAACAUCGGCAACUCCACCUGCGGCACAACCAAACUCGAUGCCACAGCCUCCGCUUCAGGUAUAGGCGACGACACAGCAACCUGCUCAAGAAGGAAACUAUGGUUGUUGCAACUUUUGUUCGUGGCUUACUCAGCAUCAUGCAACUCCGAAUAUAUGCUAUGUACCGGCGGACUAGGCGGAUACUCAUGAUAUUGGUCUUUGCUUUCUUUAGCGAGGUCCUUGACCGUCAUUGUAAUCAUCUGGAAAACCAUUGGUCCAGCAAGCCAAUUGUCACCGACGAGUCUUCAAGCUUUCCUGGGAAGCACCUGUGCACCUUCUCCGGGAUCAACACAGAUUUCACCUAUUUGUUCAUACCCGCCUUUUGCUUCGAGCUAUUGCUCUUCUUCUUGGCCAUUACUAGUAGAGUUUCUCUCAAUAAUAUGAGAGAAAGGAAGGCCACCCCUGGUACCUCCAGCUUGCGCGUAAAUUCAUGAGCAUGCUCGUGCGAGACAGCAUUUUUAUUUCUUCAUGUUAGCAUCAUCUUUUUUUCGUACGUUCCCAAUCACCAGUUGAUAAUUGAUCUAUCUAGAACCCUGGCGAU